CGAGCUUGGUACCAUAGCCCUGCCGAAUUAAGAUGGAAUCUUGCAUCAUCGCCGCUACUGACGUGGACCAGCGAUCCCCAACUGCAUCUUACUACGUACUCCGCACUGUGACUCCAAUCUCAACACGAGCGCUCCUGCGAGCAAGAACACCCCCAAGCCGAAAAGCUCUCAGAUAGCUUCAAUUGGUCUCAAUCUGCGGGUGCUAGUUACUAUAUUAAGUAGCCGGUAGCUGCUAUCUAUCCGAAUUCGGAGAGCUCAUCAUAGAUUACGUCCCAACUCCGCUGAGCAUAAGUGCAUAAUACAUGUGUUAUCCCGACCAUCCAAACCCGAAAGUAUAAAAGCAUCGAAUGCCCCCAUCGCCCCCGCACCACCCCCAUUUUCCCCUGUGAAAGUACCAUCGUCGAUAUUACACUUGCAAAAUGCCUCUUGUUGCUAAGCGGCCGAAAGACCGGGUUAUCCUGGGCCUGAUGACCUUUGGGCCAGAUGAGAGUCAAGGCGCCCGCGUGACGUCUCUCGACGACUUCAACGAAUGCUUGGACUAUUUCCAAAGUCAAGGCUAUAACGAGAUUGAUACAGCCAGAACGUACGUAGGGGGAAAACAGGAAGCAUUCAGUGCCGAAGCCAAAUGGAAAGAGCGUGGAUUGACUAUCGCUACCAAGGCGUAUCCCUCCCAGCCAGGCCUGCACAAGCCGGAAGUCCUGACGAACACUUUCAACAAGAGCUUGUCGGAGCUGAAGUCUGAUAAAGUGGAUAUCUUUUACCUUCAUGCUGCGGAUAGGAGCGUCCCGUUUGCGGAAACCCUAGAAGCCGUCAAUGAACUCUACAAACAAGGCAAGUUUGUGCAGCUAGGUCUAAGCAACUACACUGCCUUUGAAGUUGCGGAGGUUGUCCUGACAUGCAAGGCAAAUGGAUGGGUGCGGCCAACGAUCUAUCAAGCCAUGUACAAUGCAAUCACGCGCUCAAUCGAGGCUGAGUUGGUAGUUGCAUGCCGUCGCUAUGGCCUCGACAUUGUGGUUUACAACCCCCUGGCCGGUGGACUCUUCUCUGGCAAGUACAAGACCAAGGAGAUUCCAAAGGAAGGACGAUACAGCGAAGCAGGCGGGAAGAUGGGCUCGAAUUAUCGCAAUCGAUACUUCAAGGAUUCAAUCUUUGACGCGCUCCGCAUCCUCGAGCCGGUGGUGCAGAAGCACGAUCUGACCCUUCUCGAGACCGCCUUGCGAUGGGUCGUCCACCACUCGGCCCUCAACAUCAAGGACGGAAAUGAUGGCAUCAUUAUCGGCGUGAGUAGCAUCAACCAAUUGAAAGGCAACCUGGCCGACCUCGAGAAAGGCCCUCUGCCAGAGGAAGUGGUCAAGGCCCUUGAUGAGGCAUGGCUGAUCAACAAAGCGACGACGGCCAACUAUUGGCACCUUGAUCUGAAGUAUACGUAUGACACACAGAAAGCGCUCUUUGGCUGA
Eremomyces bilateralis CBS 781.70 is the source of this 1457-nucleotide messenger RNA. RefSeq names its product Aldo/keto reductase. The coding region runs from base 420 to 1457 and encodes 345 amino acids. The transcript has 3 exons. NCBI's taxonomy places the organism in Eukaryota, Fungi, Ascomycota, Dothideomycetes, Eremomycetales, Eremomycetaceae. Gene Ontology annotation, molecular function: oxidoreductase activity. The record is from RefSeq and is a predicted model, not a curated record.